AUGUCUAACACCGCCGCCGAAGCUGUCCCAGCCACUCAACCUGUCGUAGAAACCCCCGCCGUUGCCGCCACAGCCGCCGAGCCAACCACCCAGCCUAAGAAAUUCGCCAACAUCCAGAAAACCGUUGGAUCCAAAGCAAGGGCCUUCCUCGGCGCUUUCCACACUGCCGGUGAACACAUCCGUGGUAACAUCAACGCUGCCCUUGAUGGAGCCGGUGACGCUAUUGCUGGCCGCAAAACCGGGACUGUAGCUGGCCGCAAGUCUGGCGAACAAGCUGCACGAUCUACGGAAGCGACUACCUCCGCUCCGGUGGCUCCUGCUACUACCACUGCUGCGCCUGAAACAAAUCCUACUGCUGAGACCGUCCCCGCAGCUCAGGAGACCGGUGAAAACCGUUUCGUCGUUGGCCAAUUCAUUAACACCAGCUUCAAACGCACCGCUACCCUUGUCCACCGUGUUGGUGGCAGCCUGAAGUCCAAAGGCACCAGCACCGUUGACUCGCUUGGUAACUCUGUCUCCACCGGCAAACAGCGCGCCUCUCGCCGAUUCAGCCGGGCCCCCAAGGCUGCCGCAGGCGAAGCGGAGGCCCCAGUUGUAACCGGUGCCGCAGCUCCUGCCGAAACAGCACCCGCUGCUGCACCGGCGGCUGUUGAGCCAGCUACGACAACAGCUUAA
Molecule: messenger RNA, 675 nt
Organism: Puccinia graminis f. sp. tritici CRL 75-36-700-3
Lineage: Eukaryota; Fungi; Basidiomycota; Pucciniomycetes; Pucciniales; Pucciniaceae
Exons: 6
Coding region: 1-675 (224 amino acids)
Source: RefSeq, a predicted model, not a curated record